Molecule: messenger RNA, 4565 nt
Organism: Condylura cristata (star-nosed mole)
Lineage: Eukaryota; Metazoa; Chordata; Mammalia; Eulipotyphla; Talpidae
Gene: EGFR
Product: epidermal growth factor receptor
Exons: 27
Coding region: 68-3526 (1152 amino acids)
Biological process (GO): cell differentiation; positive regulation of kinase activity; multicellular organism development
Cellular component (GO): signaling receptor complex; basal plasma membrane
Molecular function (GO): epidermal growth factor receptor activity; ATP binding; epidermal growth factor binding
Source: RefSeq, a predicted model, not a curated record
CCAAGGCACAAGUAACAAGCUCACCCAGUUGGGCACCUAUGAAGACCACUUUCUGAGCCUCCAGAGGAUGUUCAACAACUGUGAGGUGGUCCUUGGGAAUUUGGAAAUCACUUACAUGCAAAAGAACUAUGACCUUUCCUUCUUAAAGACUAUUCAGGAGGUGGCUGGCUACGUGCUCAUCGCCCUCAAUACAGUGGAGAAGAUCCCCCUGGAAAACCUGCAGAUCAUCAGGGGAAACAUGCUGUAUGAACACACCCAUGCCUUGUCAGUCUUGUCCAACUACGGAGAAAACAGAACGGGUCUGAGGGAGCUGCCGCUGCGGAACCUACAGGAAAUCCUACAUGGUGCCGUGCGAUUCAGCAACAACCCUAUCCUGUGCAACAUGGAUUCUGUGCAGUGGCGGGACAUCGUCGACAAUGAUUUUCUGAGCAACAUGUCAAUGGAUUUUCAGCACAACCCGAGCAGUUGCCAGAAGUGUGAUCCCAGCUGCCCCAAUGGAAGUUGCUGGGGCCCAGGAAAGGAGAACUGCCAGAAAUUGACCAAAAUCAUCUGUGCCCAGCAGUGCUCUGGGCGCUGCCGCGGCAAGUCCCCCAGCGACUGCUGCCACAACCAAUGUGCUGCUGGCUGCACUGGGCCCCGCGAGAGUGACUGCCUGGUCUGCCGGAAGUUCCGGGAUGAAGCCACCUGCAAGGACACCUGUCCCCCUCUCAUGCUCUACAACCCCACCACUUACCAGAUGGAUGUCAACCCAGAGGGGAAGUACAGCUUUGGCGCCACCUGUGUGAAGAAAUGUCCUCGGAACUACGUGGUGACCGACCAUGGCUCCUGCGUCCGCGCCUGCAAUUCAGACAGCUAUGAGGUGGAGGAGGAUGGUGUCCGGAAGUGUAAAAAGUGUGACGGGCCUUGUCGUAAAGUUUGUAAUGGAAUAGGAAUUGGUGAAUUUAAAGACACACUUUCCAUAAAUGCCACCAAUAUUAAGCACUUCAAAAACUGCACCACAAUCAGUGGAGAUCUUCACAUCUUGCCAGUAGCAUUUAAGGGUGACUCCUUCACACAUACACUUCCUCUGGACCCAAAGGAACUGGACAUUCUGAAAACAGUAAAAGAAAUCACAGGGUUUCUACUGAUUCAGGCCUGGCCAGAAAACAGGACUGAUCUAAACACUUUUGAGAACCUGGAAAUCAUACGUGGUAGAACAAAACAACAUGGUCAGUUUUCACUUGCAGUUGUUGGCCUGAACAUAACCUCCUUGGGAUUACGCUCCCUCAAGGAGAUAAGUGAUGGAGAUGUGAUUGUUUCAACAAACCGAAACUUGUGCUAUACAAAAACAAUAAACUGGAAAAAACUAUUUGGGACCUCAAGUCAGAAAUACAAAAUUAUAAGGAACAGAGAUGAAAAUGACUGCAAGACUGCAGGCCACGUGUGCCAUCCCUUAUGCUCCUCAGAGGGCUGCUGGGGCCCAAAACCCAAAGACUGCUUGUCUUGCCGAAAUGUCAGCCGUGGCAAGGAAUGUGUGGAGAAGUGUAACAUUCUGGAGGGGGAGCCCAGGGAGUUUGUGGAGAAUUCCGAGUGCAUACAGUGUCAUCCAGAGUGCCUGCCCCAGGUCAUGAACAUCACCUGCACAGGACGAGGGCCAGACAACUGUGUGCAGUGUGCCCACUACAUCGAUGGUCCCCACUGCGUCAGGACCUGCCCCGCAGGAGUCAUGGGAGAGAACAACACCCUGGUCUGGAAGUUUGCAGAUGCCAACCGUGUGUGCCACCUGUGCCAUGCCAACUGUACCUACGGCUGUACUGGGCCAGGUCUUGAAGGCUGUUCUACACCUGAGACGAAGAUCCCAUCCAUUGUCACAGGCAUUGUGGGGGGCCUCCUGAUGUUGGUGGUGGUGGCCCUUGGGGUCGGCCUGUUUGUGCGCAGACGUCACAUUGUCCGGAAACGCACCCUGCGAAGACUGCUCCAGGAGAGAGAGCUUGUGGAGCCCCUGACACCCAGUGGAGAAGCACCAAACCAAGCUCUCUUGAGGAUCUUAAAAGAAACAGAAUUCAAAAAGAUCAAGGUCCUGGGUUCUGGAGCAUUCGGCACCGUGUACAAGGGACUCUGGAUCCCAGAAGGUGAGAAGGUUAAAAUCCCCGUGGCUAUCAAGGAAUUAAGAGAAGCCACAUCUCCGAAAGCCAACAAGGAGAUUCUUGAUGAGGCCUAUGUGAUGGCCAGUGUGGACAACCCCCACGUGUGCCGCCUGCUGGGCAUCUGCUUGACUUCCACUGUCCAGCUCAUCACUCAGCUCAUGCCCUUUGGCUGCCUCUUGGACUAUGUCCGUGAGCACAAGGACAACAUCGGCUCCCAACACCUGCUCAACUGGUGCGUGCAGAUCGCCAAGGGCAUGAACUACCUGGAAGACCGGCGCUUGGUGCACCGUGACCUGGCAGCCAGAAACGUCCUGGUGAAGACCCCGCAGCAUGUCAAGAUCACAGACUUCGGGCUGGCCAAACUGCUGGGUGCUGAUGAGAAGGAGUACCAUGCAGAAGGAGGCAAAGUGCCUAUCAAGUGGAUGGCUUUGGAAUCAAUUUUACACCGAAUUUAUACCCACCAAAGUGAUGUGUGGAGCUAUGGAGUCACUGUUUGGGAGCUAAUGACCUUUGGGUCUAAACCUUAUGACGGAAUUCCGGCGAGUGAGAUCUCCACCAUCCUGGAGAAGGGGGAGCGCCUCCCACAGCCGCCCAUCUGCACCAUUGAUGUCUACAUGAUCAUGGUCAAAUGUUGGAUGAUAGAUGCAGACAGUCGCCCUAAAUUUCGUGAGCUGAUCAUUGAAUUCACCAAGAUGGCCCGAGACCCCCAGCGCUACCUUGUCAUCCAGGGGGAUGAGAGAAUGCACUUGCCAAGUCCCACUGACUCCAACUUCUACCGCGCUCUGAUGGAUGAGGAGGACAUGGAAGAUGUGGUGGAUGCUGACGAGUACCUCAUCCCUCAGCAGGGCUUCUUCCAUAGCCCAUCCACAUCUCGGACGCCCCUCCUCAGUUCUCUGAGUGCCACCAGCAACAACUCCACUGUGGCGUGCAUCGAUAGAAACGGGCAGAGCUGCCCCCUCAAAGAAGACAGCUUCCUGCAGCGCUACAGCUCGGACCCCACCGGCACCCUACCUGAGGACAGCCUGGAUGACUCUUUCCUCCCUGUGCCUGAAUACGUAAACCAGUGUGUUCCCAAAAGGCCUGCAGGCUCUGUCCAGAACCCUGUCUAUCACAAUCAGCCCCUCCAUCCAGCCCCUGGAAGAGACCCUCACUACCAAAAUCCCCACAGUAAUGCGGUGGACAACCCUGAGUAUCUCAACACCACCUGCCCUUCCCAUGUCAACGGCUCCACCCUCUGGGCCCAGACAGGCAGCCACCAGAUCAGUCUGGACAACCCCGACUACCAGCAGGACUUCUUUCCCAAGGAAACCAAGUCCAAUGGCAUCUUCAAGGGUUCUUCAGCUGAAAAUGCAGAAUACCUUCGGGUAGCACCAUCCAGCAGUGAAUUUAUUGGAGCAUGACCGUGGCCAUACAAAUUCCAGAUGGUGGACCCCCCAUGGACCCAACCAUGGCAGCUACUCCUAAUCACCAAGUCCUGAUCAAGUCCAUGUUCACUCUUGGACCAUGAACUGGCUUUCCCAUAUUUGCUGUGACCUGCCAAUCUUUCCACCAGGAAGCCCUCCACUCGGAUGCAGCACAGGGAAUUGCAGGUAUAUCCCUGUGACAGUCCUAUGUCUUCAAACUGUAAAGCUUCCAUAAAAAGGCAUCCAGCAAGAAUGUUGUCCAUUUGGACAAAAUUCACCAUUAAUUGAGGUAUAUUUGGAAAAAAAAAAAAAGCACACAACUAUAUAUAAGGAGUUUUCUUGCUUGGGGACCUGUGGGAUGUUUAACUGUAGUCAUUGACUUUGUUUUUAAGGGGCUUUUCUAACAAGGAAGAAGCCCACUCAGAGCACUUGAUGCACAAGUUGGUCCAGACCCAACUGUGACCUAGAAGCAAGAGCCAAAGUCUUCCAGCUAACACUUGACUUCACUGGCUCUGUGCUGACUCUUCCAUUGUGAGACAAUUAAACAGGAAGCCCUCCACAUUGCAAAUAGGCCUGAUCAGUACUGGACCCAACCUUGGAAGUACAAAGGAUAAGCCACUUCGACCAUUCCUGGGUGAAAAGAAAAGGAGGGGAUAGAGUUCAUCCUCAGACUUUUAUACAAAUGUCUCCAUGGUAUUUGCUUUCCUUUCAUUGAACUAGUGUUUUCUAAUUGUAAGUAUUAGACUUACUUGUUUAUUUUCCAUUCCAUUGUUUUGAAACUUUAUAUACUUUCCCUAUCGGCAAGAGGAGACGGUACAUUGAAUAAUAUGAGCAAGGCCAGCUCAUAUUUAAUUCUUCAGCAUUUGGACCAAUAACCUUUAAUUAUGAUGGAAGACAAUGCAAAAGCUCACAUGAGAACAUGUCCCAAGAUUUGAGUUUCAGAUAAAUACAUGAAGUCCUUUGGGCCAGGAGAUAAAGUGGAAGAUUCUGGAGGAAAAAAAAAAACAAAAAAAAAACAAAAACAAAAAACUUUAGA